UAGUCUGUGCGCAGUAGUGAGAGUCGGACUCCCAGUAGGCUGGAGUAAGAAGUAGAAGUCACCGCCGCUCGCGCUGUGAGAACGAGCGCUCCCGACGCUAGGGAAAAUAAAUAAAGCACAAGAAAAGCCGAGUGUCGCCGUUCGGCAUCGCAGCUUGCUCCGCCAUGCCGAAGAGAAAGGUGAACGCUGCUGAAGAAGAGCCAAAGAGGCGAUCAGCACGGCUGUCAGCUAAACCUGUCACUGCCAAAGUUGAAACAAAGCCAAAAAAGCCAGCUCUAAAGGAUAAAUCUGAGGAAAAGAAAACCCAAACAAAAGGGAAAAAGGGACCAAAAGGGAAGCAAACCGAAGAGAUUAACGAAGAGGAAAUAAAGGAUAACUUGCCUGCAGAAAAUGGAGAAGCAAAAAGUGAUGAGGUCCCAAUAUCCAAUGCAGCGGGAGAGAAAGAAGCAAAAUCUGAAUAACAACUUUGUACAAAGUCUUUAAUCAGUGGUUCCUAUACCACCACCUUGUACAAUUCAGAGGAAUAUUUUUAUCAACUAUUUUGUAAAUGCAAGUUUUUUAGUGGUUUUAGAAAACACAUUUUUUAAACAUGAGGGGAUCUCCCCCAUAUCCCAUCUAAUGUAGUUCAGUGUAAAUGCUUUAUUUUAAACGGUAAAAAUCAUGUACUGGUUGGCUGAUCUUUAAACAACCAGCAAUUAAUGGAAUGUUAGAUUAAUGAGAAAUUUUCAAAAUUUUGAUUACUUUACAGUGCAAUCCUAUGCAUGUUUACUUAGAAGCAAGUCUCACUGAUUUUAGUGGCACUUACUUUUUGACAAAUGUACAUAGAAUUGCAGCCAACAUUCCACAGGCCAGGGUGGGCAACUUGCAAUUUACAUGUGGCCCUUGAAGCUAUCUUCAUGCAGAACUUCAGUUAUCCUGAAUUUAGCUUUCUUUCCCUAAAUUUUAGCCAUUACACUUGCAAAAAUAAAUUUGAAUAUGUGAUGGAAAACUUGCAUAGUUUGUGCCAGUAUGGUCUUUAGAGGUAAACAAGUUGCUCACCCAUGCUAUAGACUGAGGGAUGGUUUUUAUAAAUCAUUACCAGAAGCAUAGCACAGAUAACAUUUUGCCAUUGUGACAAGUAGGAAAAUGUCUUCACACUUAUCCUCCCCAAUUUGUCAUCAUUAGGAUGCUUAUUCACUGAAAACUAUUCCCUGGUGUUGGAUCUCCCUUUCAGAUUUGUUUUAUCUGUGAUAGUUAUUUUUGGUAGUGGUAGUUUAUUUUUUCAACAGCUUUGUAUUGUGUUGUGAAAGAUUGGAUAUCUGGGUGUGUAGUGUGUGUGGUGUUCAAUUACUGAGUAGACAAUUUUUUUGGUUAAGCAGAGAUGACCACAUAAUAGUAUUUGAGACACUGGUACUUUUCUACUUUGAAUGAAAGAAGUUGUCCUAACUUGUCAGAUGUGGUUCACAUUCAAUUAUUGGAAGAAAAAUCUACAAAUAGUUAAUGUCUGUGUGGUUCAUCAAACAAGAUCCAAUAAAAUAUUGGUUAUAAACA
Messenger RNA from Elgaria multicarinata webbii, 1530 nucleotides. RefSeq names its product high mobility group nucleosome binding domain 1 (gene HMGN1). The transcript has 6 exons. Bases 165 to 461 code for a protein of 98 amino acids. Gene Ontology annotation, biological process: chromatin organization. Lineage: Eukaryota; Metazoa; Chordata; Lepidosauria; Squamata; Anguidae. Gene Ontology annotation, molecular function: nucleosomal DNA binding. The record is from RefSeq and is a predicted model, not a curated record. Gene Ontology annotation, cellular component: nucleus; chromatin.